This is a messenger RNA of Camellia sinensis, 2680 nucleotides long. Lineage: Eukaryota; Viridiplantae; Streptophyta; Magnoliopsida; Ericales; Theaceae. The record is from RefSeq and is a predicted model, not a curated record.
GUUCAGACGUCUCUUAUCUUCUGCAAAUAUAUAACCAAAACCACGACGCUUAUCUCAACUGUAUUUUGACGUCUCCGUUGGAAAGCGUGCCUCUCUCUCUCUCUACACACAUAUAUAUAUAUAUAUAUAUAAUCUGGAAAACAGAGCUCUGAGGGUGAUUCGGAGAGAAGAGAAGAUCCAACGAAGCAAAGUUUAGCAUCCAUGGAGAUGGAUUCAUCAGCUCAGCGUCGCCUCCUAACCAUUGAAAACCACCUCACCUCCGCCGCCGGCGACAUUCAACACUUAUUUCUCCGGCCAAACCCAACCGCCGGCGAGUUCUUCUACGAACAGGGGUACAGCGUUUUGCUUCCAGAGAAAUUGCAGACGGGAAAGUGGAAUGUGUACAGAUCUGCACGCUCUCCUAUAAAGCUUCUUAACAGAUUUCCAGAUCAUCCUGAAAUUGGUACCUUACAUGAUAAUUUUGUGCGUUCAGUUGAGACUUUUCGAGAUUACAAGUACUUGGGUACACGGAUUCGGGUUGAUGGGACAGUUGGAGAGUACAAGUGGAUGACAUAUGGGGAAGCAGGUACUGCCCGGUCAGCAAUUGGUUCUGGUUUAGUGUAUCAUGGAAUACCAAAGGGAGCUUGUGUCGGGCUGUAUUUUAUCAACAGACCAGAGUGGCUAAUUGUCGAUCAUGCCUGCUCUGCAUAUUCAUACAUUUCGGUUCCUUUAUAUGACACACUUGGUCCAGAUGCUGUCAAGUUCAUUAUAAACCAUGCUGUUGUACAAGCCAUAUUUUGUUUGCCAGAAACAUUGAACAUUUUGUUGAGCUUCUUGUCUGAGAUUCCGUCUGUACAUCUUAUAGUGGUGGUUGGAGGCAUCGAUGAACGAAUGCCAUCUCUUCCAUCGUCAACAGGAGUUGAAGUUAUAUCAUAUUCAAAACUACUUAGUCAGGGGAGAAGUAGCCUUCAACCUUUUUGCCCUCCAAAACCUGAUGACGUUGCUACUAUUUGCUAUACAAGUGGUACAACUGGAACUCCGAAGGGAGCUGUAUUGUCUCACGAGAACUUGAUCACAAAUGUUGCUGGGGCAAGCCUUUCUGUCAAAUUCUGUCCCUCAGACAUUUACAUAUCCUAUCUUCCUUUGGCACACAUAUAUGAACGGGCGAACCAGGUCACAAUGGCGCAUUUUGGAGUUGCAGUUGGAUUCUACCAGGGAGACAAUUUGAAAUUAAUGGAUGAUAUGGCAGCUUUAAGACCCACUUUAUUCUGCAGUGUUCCUCGGUUGUACAAUAGAAUAUAUGCUGGCAUUACGAAUUCUGUGAAGACAUCUGGUGGUCUGAAAGAGAGGUUAUUUAAUGUGGCCUAUAAUGCUAAGAAGCAAUCUAUAUUGUCUGGUAAGAAUCCAUCUCCAAUGUGGGACAGAUUGGUAUUUAACAAAAUCAAGGCAAAGCUUGGAGGACGGGUUCGUUUUAUGGCAUCAGGCGCCUCACCCUUGUCUCCUGAUGUAAUGGAUUUCUUGAGAGUAUGUUUUGGUUGCCAAGUUGUGGAAGGAUAUGGAAUGACUGAAACUGCUUGUGUUAUAAGCGCUAUGGAUGAGGGUGACAAUCUAUCUGGUCAUGUAGGCUCUCCUAAUCCUGCUUGUGAAGUAAAGCUCAUGGAUGUUCCAGAAAUGAACUAUACAUCUGAUGAUAAGCCCUAUCCAAGGGGUGAAAUCUGUGUGAGGGGCCCCCUGGUAUUCCUAGGCUACCACAAAGAUGAAGUGCAGACGAGAGAAGUAAUUGAUGAAGAUGGAUGGCUUCAUACAGGAGACAUAGGCUUAAUGUCAUCUGGAGGUCGCCUAAAGAUAAUUGAUAGGAAGAAGAACAUAUUUAAGUUGGCACAGGGAGAGUACAUAGCACCAGAGAAAAUUGAGAAUGUGUAUGCUAAAUGCAAGUUUGUUGCGCAGUGCUUUGUUUACGGGGACAGCCUCAACUCUUCCUUAGUUGCUGUUGUCUCAGUGGACCCAGAUGUGUUGAAUGCUUGGGCUGCAAGUGAAGACAUCAAGUACAAAGAUUUAGGAGAACUGUGCAACGACCCAAGAGCAAGGGCCGCUGUUUUGGCCGACAUGGAAGCUGUUGGAAGGGAAGCUCAGCUGAGAGGUUUUGAAUUUGCAAAAUCUGUGACUUUGGUGCUUGAACAGUUCACCAUGGAGAAUGGUCUGCUUACGCCAACAUUCAAGAUCAAGAGACCUCAAGCUAAAGCAUACUUUGCAAAAGCUAUAGCUAACAUGUAUGCAGAGCUUUCAACGUCUGAACCCUCUCUCUCAAAAAUGUGAAAUAGGAAGGAAAGACAGAGAAUAGAGACCUAAAUUUGUGCAUUUUCGUUUGUCGAUUCAAGUAGCUUCCGGCCCAAAGAAGAUUCGGAAAAUGAUAGUGAAAGAAAUGGAGCCCAACUCGGCAUAUUACUUUGUUUGAUUCUUCCCUUUUUCUUGCCAGGAACGGAAAAAAAAGAGAAAAACUGUGAUGAGAAAUAAUUAAUCAAUUCAUUGAAACAUUUUGUCUCUUGUAGUUCAAAAAUAAAAGUGAAAUUUCACUGACUAUUCUUUGUACACUUAUUGCUUAGAUUUGCUGUCAGUGCCAUGUGCAAUGUGACAAUGCCUAACACAACUUAGGUGUUAUGGACCUCAUUCAUCGCCUUAACAGAAUUCUUAUUUAUUGAUC